AUGUUAAAAUGGAAAUGUUAAGAGAACAAAUUGAUUUCAUUGAAUUUUUAAUAAAUUACAAUUUAGGCUGGAAAUGAAGAUCUUCUUAUAUUAAAGAAACAUUUAGAUUGUAAAACAACAUAUGUUGGUAUUAGAGAUAUUUAUGAUAAUGUUAUAUUAAUAUAAGAAUUAGGAAUUGCAAAAGUAAUAAGUUAAUUUAAUAUUUUAGACAUGUAAAGUUAAGAGUAAAUUAGAUGGGAAAAUGUAUAUUUGUAAAUGUUAUAAAAAAUAAGAGGUUGAAAAGUAUAAAAUAUAUGAGUAAUUGGUUAUUCUGCGUAAAUUAAUUGAUUUCAAGAAUGUUGCUCAAUUAAAUGAUUUCUAUGAAUCAUCUAAUUCAUAUUAUUUGAUUUUUGAAUAGAUGAAUAAGAUACAUUAUCAUAGUUUUUGUCAUGAAGAUAUAUAAUCAAUGAUGUUUGUAUAUUAAAUUUUAAAUUAGGAUAUUUUAUGUUGUAUUAAAAUGUUGAUAUCAAAUCGUAUUUUUCACUCACAAAUUACUUUAUAGAAUAUAUUGAUUGAUAAGAAUAUGAAUUACAAACUUUCUGGUUUUGAACAUGCAGAAUUAUUAAGUGAAGAUAAUCCUAUUUUCAAUUCUUUAAUGUUAAAUAUGGCAGGAAAAAUGAUGAUCAAAUUGUAUCAUAUAAUUAUUUAAUUAGAUAUUAAUACAACUCUAUAAAUAAAGAAUUAAUAUCUAUACCUGAUUAUGGUAAUUCUCUAAUUUAAGGAUUAUUAGAAAUUAAAUUAGAUUAAUAAAUUAAUAUAGAGUAAGCAUUAAGUCAUUAAUACUUUGAAUAUUUUGAUUACAAUUCCAGUCCUAUGAAGUAAUAAUAGAUUAUACCAAAAUUGAAAUCUUUUAUCACUUAAUAAUCUCUAUCAUCCCCUAUUGAUAGUAACAUUUGA
Paramecium pentaurelia is the source of this 936-nucleotide messenger RNA. Lineage: Eukaryota; Ciliophora; Oligohymenophorea; Peniculida; Parameciidae. The record is from the annotation of a GenBank genome assembly.